AUGAGUGUUACAGAAGACACAGAAACUAUUAGAACCUUGUUUCGGCAGCAGCAUGGCUUUCUCAUGUCAAAGAUUAUGUUCACUGCCUGUGAGUUGGGAGUAUUUGAUCUGCUCUUGGAGUCAGGAGAACCCCUGAGCAAAGGGGCCAUUGCCGAACGCCUCAGCACCAGCCCCAGUGGAACGGAGAGGCUGCUGGAGGCCUGUGUGAGCUUAAAGCUCCUGAGGAUGGAGAGGAAGGACAGCGAAGGACUUUAUGGUAACACAAACCUUGCUAAUCUCUAUCUUGCUAAAUCAAGCCCAAAAACUCAGUAUCAUUACCUGAAGCACUCCUCGGAAGUCGUCUAUCCAGGUCUGCAGUUCUUGACUGACAUUGUGAGGGAAGGGGAAGGACUAUUUAAGAAAACACAUGGCAUGUUACCAAACAGUUGUUUUGAGGCUGUUUACAGAACAGAGGAAGAAGUGCAAAGAUUCUCUGAUGCCAUGGAUGAUGCCUGGAAUUUGCAUGGUAGAGAAGUGAUGUCUGCAUUUAGUCUUUCUCAAUUCCCACUCAUUUAUGAUCUGGGAG
Molecule: messenger RNA, 565 nt
Organism: Pogona vitticeps (central bearded dragon)
Lineage: Eukaryota; Metazoa; Chordata; Lepidosauria; Squamata; Agamidae
Source: RefSeq, a predicted model, not a curated record